Sporothrix brasiliensis 5110 is the source of this 3093-nucleotide messenger RNA. Its product is annotated as p21-activated kinase 1. NCBI's taxonomy places the organism in Eukaryota, Fungi, Ascomycota, Sordariomycetes, Ophiostomatales, Ophiostomataceae. Gene Ontology annotation, biological process: protein phosphorylation; regulation of MAPK cascade; intracellular signal transduction. Gene Ontology annotation, molecular function: protein serine/threonine kinase activity; ATP binding. Gene Ontology annotation, cellular component: cytoplasm. The coding region runs from base 1 to 3093 and encodes 1030 amino acids. The transcript has 4 exons. The record is from RefSeq and is a predicted model, not a curated record.
AUGGACGGUGGCGGCCAAAGCCUGAAUAUUCUUUCUUCCCUCGGCACUUCCCACCAACAACAAAAGAAGCAACAACAACAACAGCAGCAGCAACAGCAGCAGCAGAAUCGUCGCCGACUCACCAAAAAGCCUCCGCCCUCGUCAUACCAACACUCUUCGUCGACGAGCUUCGAUGGUCGCACAAUCGACACCCAGUCUCUGCAGAGCAAAGGCAGCUCCACGAGUUUGAGGCGCGCUCCGAGCGCUCCCCAAACCCGCACGUCUUUCUCGGCCUACGCGUCCUCGUCCACGUCCUCUUCGCCGCGCCAUCUGCCCUCUGCAGGCACCCCGUCGCUCUCAAACCCCUCACCCAACCUACCUGGCGGCGAGUUCCUCACGGCCGACUACCAGCAAUAUCAGCAUCAGAAGACGCAGCAACAUCAGCAGCAGCAGCAGCAGCAGCAGCAGCAGCAGCAGCAGCAGCAGCAACUGUAUUCUCCUCCUCAUCCUUCUUACCCGUACCCAUACAACGCUUCGAUUGCGGCCGCUGCCUCUGCUGCUGCAUCCGCGCCCUCCAAUCGUAUGAAUCACAGCGCCAUCCCCGACGCCGUUGUCCGCUCGCCGUCAAACGGUAGCGCUCUCACUUCGGCCUCCGAGGACUUUGUCGGCGCACCCUUUGACGGCGCCGCCAUCUUGAACCGCAUCGAAGAGACUACGACACCCACACCUGCCCCGAACUCUUCGUCUUUGUCCUCAAAUCUUCCCCCACAACAGUCAUUUCAGCCCUCGCGGAACGCCCCGGUACCGCCAACCGCCGCCAACACCACGAUGCAGGCCUCGGGCUUCCCCACGAGCGUGCCAGGCGGCUCAACGCCAUCCGCCGGUGCCGCCAGUGCUGCCAAUGCCGCCAAUACCAGCAAUCCCGCUGUCGCCGCGAUUUCGACAACGACCGCCGCAUCGGCACCCGUUACAGCCGCUGCGUCUCCCACGCCUUCAAACGAGUUGAGCGAGAAGACCCCGUCAGCACAGUCUGGGCCGACCUGGCCUUCUGGAGGCUCUAGCGCCGACUCGCAGCUCCCAGGCACGAAGCGUUACUCCGACGAAGGCAGAGAGCUCAGGGGACCGAGCAUGUUGCGCAAAAAGUCGGGCUUCUCAGGCUUCAUGACCAGCUUGGUCGGCUCACCAAAGAAGCCGCUGAUUUCUGCACCGGAGAACCCCGUUCACGUCACGCAUGUCGGCUACGACAGCAAUACGGGACAGUUUACGGCAAAAAAGGAGCGCACGCAAAAUCCAGAAGCCCUCAUGCAGGUCAUCACGUUCUACAAGGAGACGACGGAGAAGCCACAGGAGGACCAGGUGUUGGAAAAGUUUCACGAUGCCCGCCCUGGUAUGCCUCCACAAGCAAACUCGUCAACGUCUUUGACGGCUCCGUCCCCCAACGUCCCGGCAGGUGGUGUUCCCGGAGCAUUCAACCCCAUGUCACCGCUCAUGAGCCCGCCCACGAGUCCUCGCUUCCCGCUCGUCAACUACGAAGGCAGCUUUGUGAACCCCCGUUCGCCACCACCCGUACCCAAAGGCCCGGGCUCGUCUGGCCUGAAGGAUAUCAACCUGAUGCCCAGCCGACCCGCACCCCGGCCACCUGUAAGCCUGCCGUCUCGCACCGCGCCCCAGGCACCAUUCCCGCCCACCAAGGACUCGGGCAUUGGUAUGAACCAUCAGCAAGACGAUGGAACGGGCCAACCGCCGAUUGCACCUCCGCCGAAAGACAACGUCCCCAUGCUUCCCGAAGAACACCGCUCUCGGUCGAACUCGCGUGUCACAGCGCCGUACCAGCCGCCAGGGGCUGGCGGCGUGAGCAGUGCACAGCAGGCGAACGCGGCCGCCCAAGCCGCUGCGUACCAGCAGCAGCUCCUCCAGCAACAGCAGGACCAGGCCAUUGCGCAGGCGCAGGCCGCUAUGACUGGACAGCUGGGACGGACGACCAGCACACGCCAGCAGCAGCACAAACCAAUACAGCAACAGCAGCCCACACCGCCGCAGUCCCAGCACCACCAGUUUGCUCGCUCGCCCGACAUCAAUGGCGCUGGGCGCUCACCACAGGCCCAACCGUAUCCGGCAGCAGCGACGACCACACAGCAGCAGCAGCAGCUCCAGCAGUUGCAGUCCCAGGCCCGGCCGCGCCAGCGACCACGUACGAACACCGCUACUGGUAUCGAUAUCUCUGCGCGCCUCCGGCAAAUCUGCUCCGACGGCGACCCGCACCGUAUGUACCGUGGCUUCAACAAGAUUGGCCAGGGUGCCUCGGGUGGUGUCUACACGGGCUUUGAGCGGGGCAGCAACCGGUUGGUUGCCAUUAAGCAGAUGAACCUGGAGCAGCAGCCAAAGAAGGACCUGAUCAUCAACGAGAUCCUGGUCAUGAAAGACAGCUCCCACCCGAACAUUGUCAACUUCAUUGACAGUUACCUGUGGGAGGGCGAGCUGUGGGUCAUCAUGGAGUUCAUGGAAGGCGGCAGCUUGACUGAUGUUGUCACGUACAACAUCAUGACGGAAGGCCAGAUUGCGUCCGUCUGCCGCGAAACUCUAAAGGGUUUACAGCAUCUGCACUCCAAGGGUGUCAUCCACCGUGACAUCAAGUCGGACAACAUCCUACUGUCUAUGGAAGGCAACAUCAAGCUCACUGAUUUCGGCUUUUGCGCGACUAUCAACGAAGCCCAAAACAAGCGGACUACUAUGGUCGGUACGCCUUACUGGAUGGCUCCUGAGGUGGUCAUGCGUAAGGAGUACGGCCGCAAGGUCGACAUCUGGUCUCUCGGUAUUAUGGCCAUUGAGAUGAUCGAGGGCGAGCCGCCCUACCUGACGGAAUCGCCGCUGCGCGCUCUCUGGCUAAUCGCCACAAACGGCACGCCUGUCAUCAAGGAGGAGCACAAUCUGUCCGAGGUCUUCCGCGACUUCCUCUACUUUGCCCUCAAGGUGGAGCCUGACAAGCGGGCAAGCGCCCAUGACCUGUUAAGGCAUGAUUUUAUGAAGCUAUGUGUGGACUUAUCGCAGUUGUCGCCGCUGGUUCGUGCCGCCCGUGAAGCGAAAGCCCAGGAGAAGGCUCGGAAGGGGCAAUGA